Molecule: messenger RNA, 1435 nt
Organism: Hypomesus transpacificus
Lineage: Eukaryota; Metazoa; Chordata; Actinopteri; Osmeriformes; Osmeridae
Exons: 2
Coding region: 169-864 (231 amino acids)
Source: RefSeq, a predicted model, not a curated record
GAUUGCAUUAGCGUCGUCAGUGGAAAUGAAGUGAAGGUUGUUAUACUCAUCGUUUUUGUUGAUGCGGAAAAUUCAUCGGUGCCACACAGAGUUGUUAAAGUCUACGAUAGAAUCGGUUGAUGAAUACUUACAUUAACAACACCAUUGUUGUUGUCGCAGGGUGAUACAAUGGAGGUUAUGGAGGGCGAGACAAUUGUAACAGAGAAUGUUGAAGUAGAAGAAAAUCCAACAGUGUGCAGUGUGGAUUCUGAAAAACCAAAUGCAGAAUUUGUUUGGACUUUGCAAGCUACAUGGCAACUUGCCCACACCCGUCUUGAAAUGGACCAGGCUUUCGACCAGCCAGUGUGCAAGAAAAAGAAACUCUGGGAGACUGUAGCAGAGAGGGUGACCAUCAAGCUGCGGGCCGCGGGGAACCCUGACGUCACGGUCAAGGCUUAUGAGUGUGACCUCAAGUGGAGGAACAUGCUAGCCACGUACAGGAAGAACGCGGAGAGGGCCAAGAGACUGGGAGUAGGGAGCGUCCACUGGGAGUUCUUUAAGGCCAUGCAUGAGGUCCUCGGUAAGAGUCGUGAGGAGAUCGAAGCGCAGCGCAGGGCUAAACUAUGCGGAACAAAGUUGGGCAAAGCUAUCGCCAACAAGAGGUUCACUCCCAUCCUCCCUACCCCUACCCUUACAGCUGCACCCUGCCCAGCCCGGCCUCCACAGGAUGUGCUACAGUUGUACAUGGAGCUUCAGGAGAGAAAAAUGAAUAUGUGGGCCCAGCAGAAGGCUUUGGAAGAGAGGAAGAUAGAGGCGAUAAACAACUUAGCUCGUGCCAUCUCAAGUUUGUCUCAAAAUAACACUACCCCACUGACAAAAGAGUAACAGCAAUAUCCAGACCUGGAUAACCAAUGACUUGAUAGUAAAAUGACUUGUGACCACAUGGGAAGGACUAGAAAAAGAUGCCUUUGAUUUGUAACGAUUGACUGGAUCUCGUCACUUAGAUGACGAGAAAGAACUUGAGUGAUCUUACUUUAUUGUAAGAUCUAAGUGUGUUUCAUGUACAGAUGUUAAAGAAAUAGACAAAUAGUUCCUAACGUGGUCAAAAUAUUGUAAAUUGUUUUUAAUAAAAGAAAACUAUAACAGAAGAGAUGGGUCAUAAAAAAUUUACAACAUCACACAUUGCUGAAAUCCAAAGCUUGAUAGAGUAAAUCUGCAACAGCUGUUCUUCUCUCCAUACCUUCAAUAUCAGUUUCUCCCUCUGCCUCCUGCACACUCACUUCCUCCUCAAUCUCCCCUCUGACCUCUUGCCCCAUGUCAAGGAAAACAUUGUGCAGUAUGCAGGCAGUCAGGACAACUGCUUUGGCCCUCUCAAAGUUACCCAUGUCCAGAUACCGGAGCCUUUGAAACCUCGUUUUCAGGUCAGCUAUGGCCUGGUCGAAGGCACAAAAAUGAA